Acanthoscelides obtectus is the source of this 329-nucleotide messenger RNA. Lineage: Eukaryota; Metazoa; Arthropoda; Insecta; Coleoptera; Chrysomelidae. The record is from the annotation of a GenBank genome assembly.
GAAAAACUACUGAGCAAACUAGAGGAGAAUGAACCAGAAUUAGCAACAUGUCAAGAAGAAGAGUGUGUGAUCUGCAUACAUGCCAAGGCUACCAUGCAGACUGCUCCAUGUGGACAUCAGGUGGUGUGCAGGAAGUGUUUCGUGAAAACCAUCCAGAUAGCUGUAUCGCAGAGACUGUUACCAUUACGAUGUGUGAUUUGCAGAGCAAAAAUACUACGCCUCAAGUUUGUACAGUGUUAGUAGCGGGGGAUCUUCAAUAUCUUCCACAUCAUGUUCUUCCGAGGGUAGUAAAGGUGGCGGUGGUGUGUGUUGCAACGGUCACUGCCUAG